GGGUGCGCUAAUGCCCACUGGUUGCCUCGAUCCCCGUCAUUGUUUACUCACAUUCGGCGGUGGAUUUGAAAUGAAGGACUGUUGUCUCUGCUCCGUGCGCUACUAAAGAAAUGGGUGUAAAUGAAUUAUGGUCCAUUCUGGAACCAGUGCGAGAGUCUGUCCCAUUGUACAGUCUCACUGGAAAAUGCCUAGCCGUGGACCUCAGUUUGUGGGUAUGCCAGGCACAAAAUAUCGAAGGGAUGGUGGGUAAAGUCCACAAACCACACCUCCGGCAUUUGUUUUUCCGAGUGUCAUCUCUCACACUAAUGGGUGUGAAGCUUGUUUUUGUCAUGGAAGGAGAGGCUCCCAAACUCAAGGCAGAGACUAUGAGCAAAAGAAACGAGAUGAGGUUUGGAGGGUUUCAGAAAAAAGCUCCCAAACCACCAGCAGCUAAGAAAACCAGUAGGGGGCGCUUCAAUGCUGUUCUCAGAGAGUGCGGUGAGAUGCUGGACUGCCUCGGUGUGCCGUGGGUGACUGCUGCGGGCGAAGCUGAGCAAAUGUGUGCCUUCCUGGAUCUUCACGGCGUUGUGGACGGCUGCAUCACCAACGACGGAGACGCGUUUCUGUACGGUGCUCAGACCGUUUACAAGAACUUCAAUAUGAACACCAAGGAUCCCCAAGUGGACUGUUAUAAAAUGGCAAGAGCGCAAGAGGAACUGCGUCUGUCCCGGGAGACGCUGGUAGGGUUUGCAGUGUUUCUGGGCUGUGACUACAUCCCCAAGGGUGUCCCUGGGGUUGGCAAAGAACUGGCACUGAAGCUGAUACAGAGUUUAAAAGGACAAAGUGUUCUGCAAAAGUUCCAAGAGUGGAAAACUGCUGGUGUGCAAACAGAGGAGGUGGCCAUUAAGAAAGUCCCCCACUGCAACGUUUGUCGCCAUCCAGGCUCAGCAAAGGCUCAUGAACGCAGUGGCUGCACGCUGUGUGACAGCACCCACUUCUGCCAGCCUCAGGACUACGACCUGCAGUGCCCCUGUGACUGGCAUCGCUCCGAGCGGCUACGCCAGGCCACCGCUACGGAGACCACUGUCAGGAAGAAAACCUUGGCUUGUGAAAGCUUUCCGUUUACUGAGAUUAUUGAUGAAUUUCUGGCGAACAAGGAUAAACCCAUCCAACCUCUCAGAAAGAGAAAGCCUAAUCUUUUGUCCAUGCAGAAUUUUGCCUUUGACAAGAUGGAGUGGCCAAAACACUACACCAGUGAGAAGGUCUUAACACUGAUGACCUACACCGAGCUGGUGAACAAGAGGCACGGCAGAGACACCCCGAGUCACAUAGAGCCUAUUCGGAUAUACAAGCCAAGAGUGAGAAAUGGCAUCUCUUGCUUUGAAAUCAUAUGGAAGAAGCCAGAGCACUACGUGUUCCCUGAUGACCAUGCCGCUGAGGACCAGGAUGUGGUGAGAACAGUGGAAGAGGAGGCGCUCUUCCGGGUGGCCUAUCCAGGAAUCGUGGACCUCUACAUCAAGGAGAAAGAGGAGACGGAGGAAAAUAAAAACAAAAGAAAGAAGCCGAGGAGUAAGAAAGAGAAGUCAUCAGACGUCUGCGACGAUGUGUCUGAUCUUCUGGCUCAGAUGUCACUGAAAAACACAACGGAGAGCACCGCAAGCUCAACCACAACUUUAGCAGACAAACCAGACAAAGCAGCCGAGACCGUCCCACGUGUCCCCUGCUCCGAGGGCCAGCAGGAUGGCACAGAGACAGAGGGUCGAGCUAAUCCACACGAGGCGAGGCCUGAUGCCGAGAAGCCUCUGCUGUCUCCUCCCUCUGGACCAGCGUCCCCAGUGGCGUCGUCCUUAUCCGUAUCCACUGUGGUGGACAAGCUUCACCUGAGUGAUAUUGACUGGGGGGCCUGUUCCUUCACAUCCUCCCCAUCCCAGCCGCCGCCAAGCGCUAAGACGGAUCACAGAUCCGCAGGACGCGUGGAUACAGAGGCCUCGGGAUCGGCCUCGGGAUCGGCCUCAGAGUCGUCUGGAUCACCAGUUGGUCCCGGGUCAAACGGAACUGAACUCUUGCCUGAAACUGAACCCGGUUCACUACGGGAAAGAGUGCUCAUGAGGAACGCUAUGAAGUCUGUCAGCUCAUGUAAUGAGCGCACUGAACAUGCCAGUCUGCCAUCGGAUAGAUUAGAGGUCCAGCUCGUUCCACCUAGCAGAUCUGAUUCCGUAGCAGACAUUGGGCAUUCAAAAAGUAAUUCAGGAACUGAGAGCAGUAGGUCAGUUUUACCACAGUCAGAGGCUCAAAGAAAGAAGUCCCCACAUCCUCAGUCAUCUCAGAAAGCAGCCGGUGGCUGCCGCUCUGAAAUCUCAAAGUCAAAAGCAGUCCCAACUUCCACUACCACACACAAAGCAGUCCCAACUUCCACUACCACACAUAAAGCAGUCACAUCUUCCACAACCACACAUAAAGCAGUCACAUCUUCCACAACCACACACAAAGCUAAACAGCCUAAUGUGGGCAGCACAAACCCAUCGGCCAAAUACAGAUUUGUCAAGACAAAUAAAGAGUAUGCACCUGAUCUGGUGCAGCAGACCAAUAGUGUUGAUCCAGGUACCAGAAAGCAGCCCAAAGGCCCCGAUCCUAAACCUCGAAAGCCAAGCGUCUGUGUCAGUUCCGUGUACUCGAGCGACGACAGUGACGUGGAGAACCAUCCCAAGAGAGUGCAGCGGAUGAACAAACCCAGCAAGUCUAAACCCAUUCGCCCCAAAGUUCGCAAUAGUAUCCCUGCAGCCAAGAUAGUUUCUGGUGCCCAUCGACCUUUGACCUUGACUGAUUCCAGAUCAGAUGAGAUUCCAGGCUUAUCACUCCCUGGACUUCUGCCGCGGAACAAAAGCGCUGACGUAGAGGUGAUAGAUUUGUGUCCCUCAACUCCAGCCUCCCCCCUGGGUGCUGCUCAGAGUAAUGACGACUCUGUGAUCUCCAUUGAAAGCCCCCUGCCCCUUGCCCAAAGACUCAAAUUGAAGUUUGUGAAGUGAGCUUAAAAUAUUCACGAGCGUUUUAUCAUGUAAAAAUAAAGCUAUGAUUUUUUUUUUUGCAAUUGUUGUUUGGUGUGGUUGAUGUUUGGUUGCAAUGGUUUGGUUCUUUUUUUAUUUCCAGUUGAUGUUUAAAGGAAUCCUUAAUCUCUUCAUUCAUACUUGUGACUGAAGUUAACUUGACAGGGUGAAUCAGCCUGUCGAGAGCACGGCCACCCAUGGUGAUGAAACACCUCAGGUCUAUUCUGAACUUAUGUUUCUUUUCAGGCAUGGGGAUUAAAGCAACAGCUUUAGCAGCAGCCAGAUAAUGAUGCGAAUGUCUAAAAUGUUUCCUCUUGGUGGGGGAGAGAGGACCGUGAGUACUGCUCGGGUCUGUUUAUGGCAACUGGUGUUGGUGCUCCUUGAUCAUUAGUGGCUUGUUGCACACCUUCUCACCACAUGAAAGGGUGUCUGUUCACGCAGAAGCAUGACAGCUGCAUCUGAUGUGGAAGAACCUACUACCUGUUUCACACCAUCAGGCCCCAAGGUCAUCUUUAAUUUUGUGAGUUUUGACACUCUUCUUCCUCAAAUUGACAGGGGGCUUAUUUGACCUAAAGGAAGGAAAUGUUGUAAAAUACGGCCAUUGCAAAAGUCCUGUGUAAAAAAAAAAAAAAAAGUAUAUAAAAUGACAGUCAAAACACUUAGUUUU
This is a messenger RNA of Clupea harengus (Atlantic herring), 3690 nucleotides long. RefSeq names its product GEN1 structure-specific endonuclease (gene gen1). Gene Ontology annotation, molecular function: 5'-flap endonuclease activity; four-way junction DNA binding. Lineage: Eukaryota; Metazoa; Chordata; Actinopteri; Clupeiformes; Clupeidae. The record is from RefSeq and is a predicted model, not a curated record.